AUGCCUCUCUCAAUCGAGGCCAUCAUCAAAGAGUAUCCCUACGGACCAGAAGGGGUACAAAGAGUCUCCCGCCGCCGCGUCAAAAACGAAAUCGAAAUCACCGAACCAGAUCCGUCCUGGCCCGAGUCUUUCCAGCUCCUCAAAGACCGCAUCAUCUCCGCCCUAGGUUCAACAGCCGUCUCAGUUGAGCACGUCGGCUCGACCAGCGUGCCCGGCCUGCCCGCCAAGCCGGUCAUCGACAUGGACCUCAUAGUCGUAGACGUGCUCGACGAGGCCUCGUACGUGCCGCAGCUCGAAGCGGUAGGCUUCCACUUCCUCUUGCGCGAGCCGGCGUGGCAUCAACAUCGCUUCUUCUGCAACUAUGAGCCUUCGGCGAACCUGCACGUCUAUGGGCCAGACUGUCCCGAGGCCGAGAAGCACAAGAUCUUUCGAAACUGGCUGUCGAAAACCCCGGCUGACAGGGAGAUGUAUGCUGCGAUGAAGAGGGAGGCAGCGGAGGCAUCUCGUACAGCUGGCGAGACAAUGCACGAAUACACUGAGCGGAAGAACGACUGUAUCCGAGAGAUUCUGGGCAGAGCGUUUCGAGACCUGGGUUAUAUUCAGUAA
Messenger RNA from Trichoderma aggressivum f. europaeum, 606 nucleotides. RefSeq lists its product as uncharacterized. The transcript has a single exon. Lineage: Eukaryota; Fungi; Ascomycota; Sordariomycetes; Hypocreales; Hypocreaceae. The record is from RefSeq and is a predicted model, not a curated record. Bases 1 to 606 code for a protein of 201 amino acids.